Molecule: messenger RNA, 693 nt
Organism: Penicillium salamii
Lineage: Eukaryota; Fungi; Ascomycota; Eurotiomycetes; Eurotiales; Aspergillaceae
Source: the annotation of a GenBank genome assembly
AUGCUAACCGUGCUGGCUAUCUCGACUUGGAUGGUUGUACGAUUGGUGAUAUGCUGCUUAGCGAUUUCAUUCCCAGUUGUUCGGAGUGUUCCACUGCUCAUCCAGCACCCGGUGUACCUGCAGUUCGUGGCGAGAGUGCAAUGGCCAUUUGCCGCCAGUGCCACCGCAAAAUGGGUAAAGGCUCAAUGGUCCUUCUGUUGGAGUUUCUUGUUAAUCAUUUGUUUCACAGUCUUCAAGAUUCCAGAAGUGAAAUUCUUGCUGGUGGGGAGUGCAGCAAUCUCUGCUCGUGGUGCUCUUCCCCUGAAAAGAAAGCCCCAAGAAGUUCUAGGUAUCGUUGCAGGACAAGAACUCCCCCGACGUGGUCGCUGCCAGCACUAUGCCAAAAGUCAGCGCUGGUUCAGAUUCAGCUGCUGCUCCAAAGUCUUCCCUUGUGACAAAUGUCACGAUGCGGAAACCGAUCAUCCAAACGAACAUGCCAACCGGAUGAUCUGUGGAUAUUGCUCGCGCGAGCAGAUCUACAGACCCGAGAAUUGUGGCAUUUGCAAAGCUAUCCUGAUUGGAAAGGCAGGUAGUGGGUUCUGGGAAGGAGGAAAGGGGACGAGGAAUCGUGCUCUUAUGAGUCGGAAAGAUCCGCGGAAAUUCAAGCGAGUUGGUGGGAAUGCUCCUACGUCUAAGACAUCAAAACGCAAGUAA